Hyla sarda is the source of this 8580-nucleotide messenger RNA. It is a transcript of the gene MISP, whose product is annotated as mitotic spindle positioning. The transcript is spliced from 5 exons. The record is from RefSeq and is a predicted model, not a curated record. Lineage: Eukaryota; Metazoa; Chordata; Amphibia; Anura; Hylidae. Bases 178 to 2490 code for a protein of 770 amino acids.
AUUACAAGGGCACUUGCGCGGAAUGUAUCGUCAGUAGUGUACACAAGUUCAUUGCUCUGUGUCCACCUUUUGGUUUCAUUCUGAGAUCUCUUCUACAGGAUUGAAAGACACCUUCUUACUGAUCCUGACAUAUUCUGAACAGUGCUGAUUCUGCAGAUACCCCCGACAGCCAACAGGAUGUUUAAAUACCCUUCACCAUGGCAGGUGCUAUGCAGCAGUUUAGAGAGACGAGAUCAGGUGCCAGAGAAUGGAGAAGAUGGAAGUCCUACUUUUUCCAAUUUAGAGAACGCAGAGAACACAGUUGAGGAGUAUGUCACAGCAUUUCAUAUAGAAGGUUUAAGCACUAUCCCACAUGGUGAAUUGGAGGCAACAGCAAAAAGCAUUCCUGCACUGCAAGAAACAAAUAUAAAUGCACAGAGUGAUGAAGCAUAUGUUCCUAAAGAACAAGAAGCAAACUUAACUGACUCACAGUCCACCAUUACUGAAUCAACCAUGGAUAGAGUGACUAGAAGACUAUACUCUACCUUUUCAUCUUCUCAGAGUAUCAAUGGUUCUCAGCAAGAUCUGGCUAAUCUUUCUGAGGAAACCCAAGCAACAGAGAAUGUUGACAAAAAGAAGGAUGUGUGGGUUUCUCCACCUGAUCGUCGUCUGAAAGUUUUAAGGGAGGAGGAACGUUUCGAAAUACGGUCGCAUCUUCCUGAAAUGAGUCCCACAAAGUUAUUUGUAGACAAUGAUAGUGAUGAUGGUAAUGAUUAUAACGUCAGACCCCAAUCCCGUGAGCUUACCCCAGAAAAGGUUCUGGAACUUGAGAAAAAGCGCAAAGACAUUAUUAAAAAACAAGGUCAACGAAAAAGUUUAGACACCGAAGAUGCGAUCAGUAUAAGUGGCCAAAAUGUCUCAAACUGGGAACUCCCUGGAGGAGAAGAUGGGCAGAACAAACUUAAUAUAAACACAGAUCAGAUACAUUUUGAAUCUGCAAGACAGCAAUUUAUAAAGUUGGAGAAGGAGAGGAAUAGUCUUCCAAUAAUGCCUCGCCCUCAACCAAGGCGAUCUGGUAAAUCCAAGGUAAAUACACGCUCUCUAAGUGAAAGUUAUCAGAUAAAGGAGUACGAAGAUUGGGAAGGCAAACCACUUAAAGAUGAAUGUACCGUAACCCAAGAAACUCCUGGAAAAGAUAUGAACUCAAACCUUCUUCGUAAACAGUUCUUCAAAUCUUUCUCUUUGGAUAUAGUGGAUAAUGGAGAACAAGAAAAGUCAGCAGAGGAGAUUGAAGAACAAAGGGAAAGCAUUCCCAACCCUGGCGAUGAAACACCUAUAGAAAAAGAAAUUCGUCUAGCAUUACAAAGAGAGGAAAGUUUAAGGAAAGAGAGAGGAAUCCAAAGUGUAGGGGAAACUAAGGAGAUUAUAGAAUUUUCCAAAAAUCCAGUGCUUGCUAACUCGCCGGAUAUUCCACAUUCUAAAAACAUGAAAAACAGGCCUCGCACUUCUUUAUUCAUGCAAAGAGAGAUUGAAAAAGAGGUGCAGAGAGAGGCUGAUCUAAAGAGUGAAGGCCGAGUGGCAGGACUAUAUGAUAAAGGUGAUUCCCAGGAACUAGAUGAGCGCAGAAAGUUUUUUGAGCAGCCAGAUGAAGUACCUGUUCUGCCGCUGCAAGGGAGUAGCUCUAGAACGGUAACAAAAACAGAUGGCAACAUAGAAGCGGAUAUAUCACAAGCAGAUUUGGUUACUGAUAAUGGCACAAAGAACUGGACAUAUUUAGAUUCUUCUCAACCCUACAGUGUAAGGAUGAAGUGGAAGCCAACACCGUUUACUGCCUACAGAAACAGAAGGCUCAGUUCAGAUAAUAUUUUAGAUAUAAAGACACCUCUAGAAAAAUCUUCAGAAAAUAAAUCUUCAGAGGAAACCUUUGUAUUGCGCAAAGAGAAUUUCCAUAUUCAGCCUUUAAAAUUUGGCCUAAAUGUUCAAGAAAGUGAAGGAAAAGUUGAAACAGACAGUAAGAUAGGCCUUAGGGAGAAGUACACUAGGCUAAGGCCUUCACUUUCCAACAUCAUUGAGCAAGAAAUUCAGCAAACAUUAGAAAGAGAUCGAGAGCUUCAAGAAGAGAGAAGGAAAGUUGGACUUCCUCCAUUAUCCCUACAGGAAGAUAGUGAACUUACCCCACACAAUGGAUGCGACAUACAAGGAACUUCAUCAUUAACCUCAAAUGCGUCAAACACUUUAUCUUCCGCACCCUGGCAAGGUACUCUGGGAAAUAAAUUUUCAUCUAAUGAUAGCACCACUGUGCAGAUAUUUAAACCCCAUGAAUACUCCAAGUUUGAAGUUUCUGACUCAGAUGGAGACAGGCUUAAGAGACAUGAAAAUCGGUAUGCUGGCAUUGAUCAAAGUGAUGCUGUCAACACAGAGAUUGUGGAAUCUACCCGUGUAAAUCGACACAAAAAUACCAUGGCGCUACGCUGGGAAGCUGGUCUAUAUGCCAAUGAACAAAGCGAUUAGAUCUAUGUCGUCUUCUGUUUCCUGUUCAGCGAAUGUCUAUGAUUUCAUGGGAGUUGACUAUUUUAACAAUCUACUGACCAGCAGGCUGAUGUAUUGCUAAAUUGUGGUCCAGUGAAGAGAACCCCUGGAAGCUUUUACUGUUCAGUUCAUUUUACUAGAAUUUAAAUGAGCAACAGAAAAAGAAUAACAAGUACAUUCAAUUGCCAAACAAGUUGUGUGCAGAAAGUGUAUACAGGACUAGAGGUACCAUUUGGAAAGGGGCCCCGGAAGCAUUUUAUUUUUUGUUAUUAUGUGAUAGAAUUCAUUGUUUCUUUUUUUUUUGUAAUGCUACAUGAGGGGCCAGAAUAUGGAGCUAAAGGGGUUGUCCAAUGAAAAAUAACUUAUCCCUUAUCCACAAAAUAGGGGAUAACUGUUUGAUCACUGGGACCCCAUGUGAUCUCCAGAACAGGGCCCUGGCUUUCAGAUAGUCGUCUGCAGCAUGCGCUUGAUUCAUUUUAAUGAGAGCAAUGGAAAUACCAGAGUACUGUACUGUACUCGGGCAUCUUCGGCACUCCCAUACAAAUGAAGCCCUGUUCUAAAGAUCGCUGGGGGUCCCGUCGCAAUCAAAUACCUAUCCCUUAUCCUUUGGAUAGAGGAUGAGAAUUUUUUUUGCUGGACAACCACUAUAAGGUACCCAUAUAUGUAAGAGCAAAGUUGACUGAACCCAGUGAUUUUAGCAGUACUGUUUACUUAUCUUAUGUAUAUAGGGUAGGCCAGUUCUCCCCCAACAGCAGAUACCAGGGAAAAAAGGAGCAGGUAGUAUAGAGUUCCCACAGGUGAUGACCCGCCUGCAGAGGUGUGUGACAGAAGCUCAUUCUUCUCUUCCCAAUGAGAAUACAUUUAUGCUUAGCCAAGGAAAGGAUUCAUUGAUAGAGGGUCAGAAGGAAUAUCUGCCAGAGAAAGUUAGGAUUCAGAACAUUAAGGACCUUCUAUGGAUAUUAAUAAGGAUAAAAAUCUGAGUAUUAGGUCCGUACUGGAAGCAAACAUGAAUGUGUUUGUGUAAAUGAGGCAUUCAGAGGUAUUCCAACGAAAACGAACUUAUCCCCUAUACACAGGAUAGGGAAUAAGUAGCUGAUCGCAGGGGGACCGACUUCUGGGGCCCCCGCGCAAUCUCUAGGACAGGACCCCGACACCCUCACUGACGAGCGCAUGUUGUCUACCGAUAGAUGGCACGCGAUGCAUUAAUUUCUAUGGGAGCGCUGAUGAUGCCCGAGAGCCCGAGAGCUGUACUCGGGUCUUUUUGGGCGCAGCACAUGCUCCUUACUAAGCACCUGAUCCUGUCCCGGUGAUCAUGGGGGACCCUCAGCGGUUGGACCCCCGCAAUCAGCUAGUUAUCAAAUAUCCUGUGGAUAGGGGAUGUUAGUUUUUGUUGAAGAUCUCCUUUAAAGCGUUACGGUAAUCAAACAGGAAGAAUAAUGCAGUCUGUGUCUUGCUGAUAAAACUACUGGAACCCAGACAGAAACCUUCCAGGACCUUACUAUAAGUCAAUGGGUACCACCAGGAUUCACCUGGAACUGGCAUGGCUCUUCUAUAAACUAGUUUUAACUUCAUCUUAAAUAAAAGUAGACUAAAAGACUCAUAUAUUUGUUCAUAUUACAUGAACAAACUACAGUUUUAAACUCUACAAGUUUCAGUUUUUGCUUAGCUGGGACUGCCAUAAUCUGUUGUAAAGAAGGCAGUACUUUCUGUCAUAUAUAUAAUGUGUUGAAAGCAAAGAAAGUGCUUUAGUAAAAGUCAUAGGUGGAUCUGGUUUUCUAUGUUAAAUGUGAUAAUAAACAAGUUAAAGGAAACCUAUCAGCAUUUGUUACCCCCUGUAACCACUGGCGACCUGUUUAACAACCCAAGAUAAGAUUCUCUAUAUCUUUUCCUAUAUCUUCACGUGCCGGGGGGUCGAUGCUGGCAAAGUUAAGAUAAUACACUUUAUAAAUUUUUCUACGUUGUAUGAAAACCCCAAGAAAGUAGUCCCAGAGAAAUAGUCCCAGCACCCCUGGCUGUACUCAUGCCCCUUUAGCACCUAAUCCUGCAUACUGAAUCGUGAGUGACAUCCUGGGGACGGGCAACGUGUCAUCUCCUCUUCAAGUCUCGUCAGUGAUGUCAAUGUACAGAUCGCUGAGGGACACUGUGCACCUGUGCUUGGGCUGGCAUUCAGUCCUCAGUAGGCAUGACUUGGGGCCGAAGAGGCGCGAGUACAGCCUGGGGCAUGGCGACUAGUUCUGAAUCCAUCACCGCUCCUGGGACUACUUGCUUGUAACUUCCACAAAGCGCGGGAGACUUAAUGUGUGAUAAAAUGUGUUUUCUUAACUUUGCCAGCAUUUGGCCAGCACAUGAAGAUGUGUUUGAGAAACUAAUUUUAGUCUGUAAAACAGGUUGCCAGUGGUUACAGGAAGUAAAAAAAAUGCUGACAAGUUCCCUUUAAGGACUAAAAAAGAUAAUUACAUAGCGUGUGCUGCUUGUAGCAAGUUAGUUGAGGCAGUAGUAUAAGAUAGUGGCUUGGCAUGUGAAGUCAACAUUAAUGGAAAUAUGGCAGUGUCCCAAAGCAAUUUCUGAAUCAGUAUGGCACUGUUCACAUCUGCAUUGUCUCUUCCAUUUUUCUGUUCUUUCUCCAUUGACUUAGAGUAGGCUCAGUCUUCUUUCGUGGUGUCCAUCAUUUCAAUGGGAAGAACUACGCUGCAUGCUGUGCUAUUCUUCCCAUCAAAAGGGAUUGAUGAUCCUCCAAUGCAGAUGUCAACAGAAGUUAACCCUUCCUCAGUCCAGUAUCUGCAACAACAGUAAGAGAAGCAUUUGUGAAUCACAGUGAAAUACUAGAGUAGAAACUGAUUUUAGAACGACAUUAAGGGGGAUCAUUGGGAGCCUGUUUAUAUGGUCAUGUAAAAUAAUUAUACCCUAUGUGUACAUAUGAACUAACAAACUAUACAGAGCAAUCCACUCUAAGGGUAAAUUCUCACACCUUAAAAUGUUGUGACAUUUUAUUUUACGUGCACAUUCUUCAUCUGUUAUUGGCAAAAAAAAAAGGUCGUUUUUUUGUAGCAAUUUUUUAAAAUAAAUAAAUGUUACAAAAUUUUAGAGUGUGAACGAAGCCUAAGAGAGAUAACAGCCCAGAUUUAUCAUUCUGACUGGAAAAAAAUGUCUGGAUUUGCUCAUAACCAUUCUAUAACUGCUCUGGUAAGAUCUCAGACACAAUGAUAAAUCUGGGCCAAUAUGUUAAUAAUGUACAGUUUAAAUAGCAUUUAUAAUACCCAGAUAAUAUUAUAUAAUGUAAUCAGAUUUAUGAAAUUGUAGAUGACAGUGUGUAAAGCAUUCCAAUCUGCUUAUACUUUAGGGCCAUUCAUUUGCAUUACUCUUAACAUUUGCAUCUCUGUCGAUCGUAUCAUUUCUCUGAGAAGGUAAUAAAUGUGCUUGGAAAAGGGAAGAUGUAAAAAAGGGUUGUGUAAGAUUUACCAAAACUAGCGCAAAAGUAGAAGUGGGGAAAAUCCAGUCAGGUUGGAGAAGUCUGAAAAUUGUGAGGUGGAAUCUAAUAGGCUGCAAUUCCUUGAAAAUUGAAAGAAUGUUUUCCAUUGACACAUAUUUUUUAAUAUGCAUAUAGGUAAUUCUAUAGAGCAUGUUUAAAGGAGAUCUCUGUUGAAAAUUAACUUAUCCCCCAUCCACAGAAUAGAGCAUAAGUAGCUGAUCGUAGGGGAUCUGACCACUGGGGCUCCCCGCGAUCACCGGGGUGGGACUUGGCGCUCAGUGAGGAGCAUGUGCUACAGCCGGCAGAAAAGACUCGAGUACAGCUCUUGGGCAUCAUCACUGCUUCCUUAGAAAUGAAUGGAGCACAUGCCAUCUACCGUUAGAGGACACUCCUCAUUGAGAGCAUCGGCGUCCUGUCCUGGAGAUCGCGUGGGGUCCCUGUGGUCGGACACCCCCCCCCCCCCGACAAUCAGCUACUUAACCUCUAUACUGUGGAUAGGAGAGAAGUUAAUUUUCGCCAGAGUACUUCUUUAUUAAGCUACUUUAGCUCACAGCUUUUCUUCUGUGGGUGUGGUGAUUUUGAUUUUGUUUUUAUUUUUUGCAUUUGUUAUUCUUAGUGAUUUGAGUUGGUAAAGCUGUUAACUAUAUUCAGGUUUGGGCUGCAACUAAAACCUAAUAUGUGUGAACAUGGCCUUAAAGGGAAUGUGUCAUCAGAAAAUUACCUAUUGUUUAAAUCAAGUUUUAUCUUAACCAUAAUUUUCAAGUGGUGAUUUUUUUAAAUCUAUUUUUCCAUUUUACGGUCUAUAUUUUUAAAUAAUCCUGAAAUCUUGCUUUUUUUUUUUUUUUAUUCUGGCUACUAGGCCUAAAACUAAGUUGAUACCUCCUGUUCUGUACAAAUCACUUCCCAGCUGUGCAAUUCUUAUAACCACAAACAGGAGUAUAGUGAAAGGUGACACCAGUAUAUAGAUUACAGAGGUACACACAAUAGCUGUUGCUUACAGGUCAGCCUCCCUCUACCUGUAUUAAGACCUCAAAAAUGUCCAGCAAAUACGACAAGACACCUUUCCCAUUAAUGCGAAAAAAUUCUAGGGGAUUCCCUUUAAAGGGGUACUCAGUUAAACAGGUUAAACAGAUUUGUAAAUUUAAAAAUCUGAAUCCUUCCAGUACUUAUCAGCAGAGGAAGUUGUUUAGUUAUUUUCAGUCUGACCACAGUGCUCUCUGCUGACACCUCUGCCCAUGUCAGGAACUGUCUAGAGUAGGAGCAAAUCCCCAUAGCAAACCUCUCCUGCUCUGGACAGUUCCUGACAGAGAUGGCAGGAGAGAGCACUGUGGUCAGACAGAAAAUAACUACGCAACUUCCUCUGGAGCAUACAACAGCUGAUAAGUUCUGAAAGGAUUAGGAUUUUUAAAUAGAAGAAAUUUACAAAUCUGUGUAACUUUCUGGCACCAGUUGAUUAGAGAAAAAAUGUGUUUUCCACCAGAUUACCUCUUUAAACCUCAUGCACAUGGCCAAAUUAUGGGGCUGCAUUGUAUGGAAAUCUAUCAGCAUAUGCCUUAUAUUUGUUUGACUACUAUUUCAUACAGAUACCCACAGAGGGUUUGAACAUGUGAGAGCUCUAUUUGAUGUCUUAUUACAAAAUCACUGUUACUAGGGGAAAAUAUAGUAUAUAGAGAAUAUAUAUGGAAAUCCCAUGUAAAUUCACACAGAAUGGCCAUAGAUCUGCGACACAGAAUUACAGCGGCUUUCAGUGCUGCUGUACAGGCUCUGUGCACAAAACCUUGCUUUGUGUGUAAGGCCUUUUCUAAUUCAGGAUCCACUCCUAUAAUAAGUGCACUAAAAACGUCUCCCAAAGAAGGUCAUACUCAAGUAUUUAAAUAGUUUAUUUCCUCAAAUUAGAACCUUGUAAUGAUAUGCUGGUGUAAUAUGCCCAUUUAUAUCAAUGGCCUACUUAUUUGGUAAGCCCUGAUUCCUUACUUAUCUGCUACUGAAUAUAGUACACAUCUGCAUCUCUGUGACACUAAGAACAUCUUCACAAAUGCAUAACUAGUUAUAAGAGUAACGACUCUCAUACAUAAAAGCUCCUUUAAAAAAAAAGCACCAGUGUUGCCUAUUGUAAAUAAUCAAAUUCCUGAUUUUUUUUCAGUACAAAGUUAAAACAAAUAAAGAAGAAAUUAAUAUGUUUUAAGGACAGUUUUUCUGUACAUGUUCCAGUAACCAUAUGGCUCUGCCUCAUACAGAGCCUUUCAUAGAACAUUUGCUUACGGUACAUUAUUAUUUUAAGCAUGGUAGAAGAAUUUGCUCUCAAAAUGAAAUAUAAGAAACACAUCUAGAAAUGUAAAUAACAAAAAAAAAAGGACUUUUGAUUUUUGAUAUUUUUUUUUAUGAAGAAUGAUAAUUUAUGGUGACAUAAUUAAACUGAUUAACAACUGAUUCUGUUUGGAAGAAUAUAUGCUAUUUUAUUGGUAAAUUCAAGUUUAUUGCAAAGGUAAUACAAGAAAAUAAACAUCAUAAAUAAAAGUCCUGCAAAUUACAUAUUGCAAAAGAGCAUGAACAAAAUUAAGGCAUCAGAUUGGUUGCAGCCACUAAAAGGAGACUACAUGGUA